Messenger RNA from Pogonomyrmex barbatus (red harvester ant), 5949 nucleotides. It is a transcript of the gene Ppn, whose product is annotated as proteoglycan-like sulfated glycoprotein papilin. Gene Ontology annotation, cellular component: extracellular matrix; extracellular region. Gene Ontology annotation, molecular function: metalloendopeptidase activity; serine-type endopeptidase inhibitor activity. Gene Ontology annotation, biological process: proteolysis; extracellular matrix organization. Lineage: Eukaryota; Metazoa; Arthropoda; Insecta; Hymenoptera; Formicidae. The record is from RefSeq and is a predicted model, not a curated record.
ACGCAGCCUCCUCCCGGUUCUGAGAGAAUCGGAGUCACGUUCAGUCGGUGGCCGACCUCCGUCCGUGGAGGUGGUGCGCGUUAUCGCUCCUUCGGCUUCUUUCUCAAGUGUGUUGAAAGAAAUUUUCCGGCUUCUGCAUACCUUCCUAAGGCUCAUUCUCAUCGGGCAUGACGAACACUAGGAGCACGUGGUCGCUGGGAUUUGUAAUAUUUAUUAUAGCAGCACAUGUGCAUCAUAUCCUGGCAAAACAUCAUCAUAUAAAAUUAAGGCACGGAAGACACCGUCGACAACACGGCGAAAGUUAUCUGUCCAACAGCUUCGCGUUGGACACAGACGAGCCUGAGAGGGGCAAUUGGGGGCCAUGGUCGACACCCAGCUCCUGUUCGCGUUCCUGCGGCGGGGGAGUUGCCCAUCAAACCAGACAAUGCCUCGAUAUAGAUGACAGUGGUCAUGAUAGGUGUACCGGAGCAUCCAGGAGAUUCUUCUCGUGCAACAUUCAAGAAUGCCCCGGCGAGCCUAAAGAUUUCCGUGCAGAACAGUGUGCGGAAUUCAAUAAUGUACCCUUCGAAGGAGUAUAUUACGAUUGGAUUCCGUAUACUGGAAGUCCGAAUAAGUGCGAACUAAAUUGCAUGCCACGAGGCGAACGCUUUUUCUACAGACAUAAAGUCGCCGUGGUCGAUGGCACUCCUUGUGAAUCCGAAAAGAAUGAUGUUUGCGUCAAAGGCAAAUGCAUGCAUGUCGGAUGCGAUAUGAUGCUGGGCAGUGAUACCAAAGAAGAUGCAUGCAGAGAAUGCGGCGGUGAUGGUUCAGAUUGUAAUACCAUCGAAGGUUUAUUUGACACAGACGACCUCCAAGUGGGUUAUAUUGAUAUUUUACUUAUUCCUGAAGGAGCAACAAAUAUCGUUAUAAAAGAGCAAAACCCAUCCAAUAAUUAUUUAGCCAUUCGCAAUACAACUGGACAUUAUUAUUUAAACGGAAACUGGAGAAUUGAUUUUCCGCGCAGUUUGCGCUUUUCCGGUACAAUCUUUCAUUACGUUAGAGAUCCUCAAGGAUUUGCAGCACCAGAUACUAUCACGGCUUUAGGACCUACAAAUGAACCGAUUUAUGUUGUGCUGCUAUACCAAGAUCACAAUGUGGGUGUGCAUUACGAGUACAGCAUACCCAAGAAAUUCUCGCCACGUACAGAUCCAGAUAGUUACACCUGGAUAACCGAUGAAUUUUCAAGUUGCAGCGUCAGUUGCGGUGGAGGCUACCAAUCAAGACGAGUAGCUUGCGUACGAAGGCGCGACAACCAGCCAGUAGAUGAAAGCCUAUGCGAUCCUCAGCUGGAACCGACUGACACGCAAAGCUGCAGCAUAGACCCAUGUCCGCCUAUCUGGGUAGAAGGUCCAUGGUCAGUUUGCACUAAACAUUGCGGUGAAGGAGGCGAGCAAACCAGAGAGAUUAGAUGCGAACAGAUCGUCUCGGGUGGAAUAGCUUCCAUCGUGGAUGAUUCUCAAUGUUUGGAAGAAAUAGGACCAAAGGGGCUCACUAAGCAGGAAUGCAAUAGAGAUGUGGAUUGUCCACAGUGGCAUGAAGGACCCUGGAAACCUUGUGAUCAUAUAUGUGGGCCUGGUAAACAAAUUAGGGCAGUCACAUGCUACAGAAAGGCGAACGGCAAGAUUCAAGUGCUGGAAGAUGAAGCAUGCGAAGCAGAGAUGCCCGAACGUGAAAAAUCUUGUGAGCUAAGACCUUGCGCUGGUCUCGAUUGGGUUACCUCGGAAUGGAGCGGAUGCGAAGAGAAGUGUGAUCUCACUAAAGAAACCAGGACGACCCAUUGUGCUACUCAAGACGGCAUGGUUUAUCCGAAUGACUUAUGUGAUAUGGACAAAAAGCCAGAAUUGGAAAGAAACUGUGAGAAAGCUAAAAACUGCGACUUUCAGUGGUUCGCCUCGCAAUGGAGCGAGUGUUCGGCAAAGUGCGGAUUCGGCGUUCAAACGCGAAAAGUAUUUUGUGGCACUUUCAACGAUGAUACUGUGAAAAAGGUUUCAGACGAAAAUUGCGAUCCUGAAAGAAAAUUCGAAGAUAUAAAAAAUUGUACUGCUAAAGAACCGUGCAAAAGUGAAUGGUUCGCAGGACCUUGGAGCAAGUGCUCGAAGCCAUGUGGCGGCGGCGAUAUGACUCGUAAGGUAAUUUGCAUGAAGGAUAACAAGACGGUACCUGUAACACAAUGUAAUGCCAACACCAUUAUAUUCUCUACCGAAAAAUGCAACGAUCAACCUUGUGAAGAAGGCGUGACACCGAUCGACGUAGAGCCAGAUGCGAAAACGACAGAAUUUGCGGAGGAAGAGUGUGAAGAAGAGGAGGAGGAGGAGGAGGAGGAGGAGGAGGAGGAGGAAGAAGAGGAAGCCGUUGAAUUCAGCCUUCCUGCGGGGAAAGUGACAAUAGGCAAAUUCGUCGAGCAAACAGAAGCAACACCUCUGAUCACGCUGUCCACCGAAAGUGAUAUUUACGACACUAUGUUUAGUGAUUCUACGAGAGGCGAUAUAUCACCUUCGGAAUUGGGUAGUGGCGAAGGUAGUGGUGAUGAUGAUGAUUUUACCAUGUUCGAUACUAGCUUAUUCACCGGCAGCACGAUCGAUACCGAUACUACUGCUGUCGAGGAGAACAAAAGUCCGGUUAGCGAAAUUACGACAGAAGGCAAAACUGGCACAACUGAGUUUGAAAUAGAAGUAACUGAAUCGUCGGAUGUUACAAAAGGAAUCGAUGUAACUCUCGAAGGAUCCGGCACUACUAUCGAAGACGAAUUUGACACAAUCCCCGAAGAAGGAUCUGGUGCUAGUACAUCUACGAACGAGCUCACAGAAGAAAUUACAACGGAAGAAACUCAAGCCUCAACAUCGCAAUCCGACAGAGAAACAGAGCAAUCGACGAAUUAUUCCGAUAUCAUCACCAGCGAACUAACUAGUAAUGUAGAAAUCAAGUCAACCGCCAGUGAAAAUUCAAUAACAUCAACCGAAUCCAGUGAUAUAACAAUUAGUUCGAGCGACGUAACAAGCGAUACGACAAGCGAAUCGUCUGAUACCGAUGUUACUUUAACGGAAACCACGAUUUCUCCUACGACUAGAACAGGAGAACCCACUGAAACAACAGAUACAACCGAAACAACAGAUACAACCGAAACAACAGAUACAACCGAAACAACCGAUUCGACAGAGAUUCAAACAACUAUCGAAUCUACAGAUGCAACGGAGUCCACAGAAUCUCCACCAAGUACAUUAUCUUCAGAGAUGGAGACCACAGCUACAGAAAAAACAGAAACGACUGAAAGCGAGAUCACGUCCGAAACGGCGACUGACAUGUCAUCGACAAUGGUUUCUCAGCUAACAACCGAAUUGAAAGUGCAAGGCGAAUAUGAUUUCAAUUCGGAGGAACAAAGUACCGAUACCAUAACUACGGUAUCGAGUGAAACAGACGAAAGUUACAGUGCUACAAAAGUUAGCAGUACGGAAGAAAUUACUGUUUCUGAGAUGAGUCCAUCGAGUGAAACUGAAACUACUGGCAGCGAGAUAAUGAAAACAACCGAAUCAGAAGAGACAACUGAGCCCGUGGGCAUUAAUACGAAAUCAACUGAAAUAACAGAACUGACAACUGAACUGAUAACUGAAUCCAGCGAUAUUACGUCCUCAAGUAUAACUGUCAAGUCAGAUGCAACAGAAUCUAGCGAAACUACCAUUACAGUCUUUACGGAGUCGGAAGUUACGGAGACUACUGAAUCGAUUAUGACGACCGAGUCGGACAAGACAACUUUGACAGGCGAAACGACUGAAUUGCCGGCUACAACAAUGUCUUUCGAAGAAACAACGAUAUUUGGUGAAACCACCACGACGGAAGUUACAUCCUCUAUGAUUAGUGAAGAAACCGAUCUUACCGGAAAGACUCAUAUCACAGAAAUAUGGACGACCAGCUUUCCGGAAAUAACGGCACGCAAACGGCAAUGUAAACCAAGGAAGAGCUGUAAGAAGACAUCAUUUGGAUGUUGCUAUGACAAUAUCACUGCUGCUCACGGACCAUUCGGUCAAGGUUGUCCGACACCGCAAACGUGCAACGAGACACGCUAUGGUUGCUGCCCCGAUGGCGUGUCACCAGCCACUGGUCCCAAGAACAAGGGUUGUCCCGAUUCUCGGUGUAAUGAAUCACUCUUUGGUUGCUGUCCCGAUGGCGUUACUAUAGCACAAGGCAACGAUUACGAAGGAUGCAAGAAACCAUGUAAAGAAACAGAAUUUGGAUGUUGUCUAGACAAUGAAACUGCAGCCAGCGGAAAAGCUUAUUUAGGAUGUUGUAACGUUACCGAAUUUGGUUGCUGUCCAGAUAACAUUAAAGCCGCUUCUGGUCCUAAUGGAGAAGGUUGCGAAGAAGAAGUCACUUCUGAAAUCUUCCAAACAAAGAUAUAUGAAAUAACAACAUCAAUUAUUUCGCACGAAGAUUGUGCAAAUACUACUUAUGGUUGCUGUCCUGACGGUAUCACCAUUGCAAACGGUGCCAACUUUGAAGGAUGUGGUGUCAUUAAUACCGAAAACUGCAGCGUGUCCUACUUUGGAUGUUGCCCUGACGGAAUUUCCGCGGCUCUUGGAUCGGACAAUUAUGGUUGUCGUAUGCCAUGCCAUGACAGUGCUUACGGAUGCUGCGAGGAUGGAGUAACACCGGCGCACGGACCAAACAACGAGGGUUGCUGCUUAUCAACCCCUUACAAGUGUUGUCCGGAUAAUAGUCUACCGGCUCGUGGACCAAAUUUCUACGGCUGUGGCUGCCAGUAUACGAGAUUUGGUUGUUGCCCGGAUAAUUCAACGGCAGCGCGUGGACCAAACAAUGAGGGCUGCGGCUGUCAAUACACGCCUCAUGGUUGCUGUCCGAAUCGAUUUACUCCCGCUAGUGGACCCAAUUUUGAGGGAUGCCCAUGUUAUACUUAUCAAUUUGGAUGCUGUCCCGAUGGUAUUACUAUCGCCAAGGGUUCUCAUGGUCAAGGUUGCGGAUGCGAGAACACAAAAUAUAAAUGCUGCUCGGAUGGCAGAACGCCGGCUGAGGGACCAAACUUUGCCGGAUGCACCUGCGAUUCAUCGCAGUACGGAUGCUGUCCGAAUGGAAUCGAGGAAGCUCAAGGGGAGAACUUUGAGGGUUGUCUCAUGACACCUUCGAUGCCUGGUGUUGCUUGUGGUUUGAAAAAAGAUAGAGGCUCUUGUCGAGACUUUACAGUCAAAUGGUUCUAUGACACUGACUAUGGCGGUUGUUCAAGAUUUUGGUAUGGAGGCUGCGAGGGUAACGAAAAUCGAUUCAAAACGCAAGAGGAAUGCAAAGAGGUUUGCGUUCAACCGAAAGGGAAAGCUGCUUGCUUUUUGCCAAAAAUCGCUGGUCCUUGCGAAGGUUAUCAUCCAACGUGGUAUUACGAUGCCGGCAGGAAGCAAUGUGGUCAAUUCGUUUAUGGCGGUUGUCUCGGCAAUGCUAACAAGUUCAAAACGAGAGAAGAAUGCGAGGAACUUUGCGUUACACCAGACGACAUAGAUCCUUGCGAUCAACCGAAAGAAGUAGGUCCUUGUGCAGGCAAUUUCACAAAAUGGUAUUUCAAUCGAGAAUCGCAAACUUGUGAACAAUUCGUAUACGGUGGUUGUAAAGCAAAUGAUAAUAACUUCCCGACAGAAAUCGCUUGCCAUCAACAAUGUUUACAACCAGGUCGAAGAAAAGAUAUUUGCACGUUGCCACGGGCGGAGGGUACAUGCAUAGAGAAACAAUCUCGAUGGUACUUUGAUCAGUCGGAGAAUCGCUGCAUGCCAUUCUAUUACACCGGCUGUAAUGGCAAUAAAAAUAACUUUGUGUCUAGAGAUGCAUGCGAAUCUGAUUGUCCUCCUAAAAUUGGUAAGAUUUUAUUUUCCUUACCUUCCUCCUAAACUUUUCCUCUUUCACUUCAAAAAUAUU